AGCUUUAUGAAGUCUCUAACAUACAUUCGAAUGGAGGAGUCUCCUGACAACGUUCACAGUCUAGAGGCGUUUUUCUCCGAAAGUUCGUAGAAUCCCCCAACUGAUAACGUGCGGGGUCUAUAUGACAAUUUUCAUCACUGGGCUUCUCUCGUCCAAAAAUGGACACUCUCUGUUUGUGGUGGGUGAAUGGUUGGAUGCAAACCUUCAUACUCAAUCAAAUACUGAGAUGGCUGAAGAAACCAAAGGUAGUGAGACUUGUAUGUCUUGUUUCAUCUGUCGUUGGACUGUUCUGUUAUGCACUCAGUUCCUCUUUUAACCAUUUACUGGGAAGCUGGAGCUGGUGGAAGAUGCUUCUUUAUAUUCUUUUCAGUUCAAUCACUUGCCUUGCCGUCUUGUUCACACCGGCAAGGUCGAGCUCCUCCUCACACCGGUUGGAAUUUCAUUUUGCAUUUUUGGUUCUAACAGUCACUUCUCUUUAUUCCUUUUUGUUUGAUAAUGUGGUGAAGGGUAAACCAGAUGCAUACAGCCUGAUCUCUUGCGCUGCUUUUGCUACCAUGUCGCUUGGAUUGUCUAAUCUUACUCAAUUUGGAUUUCAGAUCGAUUUGCUAUAUUUCUUCUGUGGAGGUCUAACAGUACAACUCAUGAAAAUCAAACUGUGGUUAGUCGUCGUUGGAGGGGGCUUCAGUUAUUCCCUCCUUCAGCUUCGUGACUAUCCGAGCGACAGACAAGGGGAGAAUCUUCAGCUCCAAGUCCAAAAUCAAGUAAUCAUUCAAGUUGAUGAUUCGGGGAGUGUUAGUAGUAGCAGUCCUGUUACCAUGUCACAACAAGCUAAUGCUGAUGUUGAAAGUACUCUUGGUACCUCACCAGAAGAUGGGGAUUUCAGAUUCCAAGAUCAUCUACUCACUCAAAGCAAUUCACCCUCACAAGAUGGAAGUGUUGAUGAUGUUCUUAUCAUCCAACAACAACUCAUGAAUUGUGUAAAGGAGCUUGAGAAGGAGAAUCAGAGGCUUGUUCCCAUGGUUUGUAGCCACGUGGAGAAAUACCUUAAAGUCGUGUUUGAUUCCAAAGAAGUACCACAUCCUGACGUAAACUUGGUGAUGGAUGCACUUCCAUCGGGAAUUAUGGGACGCCUUAAGGAAAACGUGAAGCUGAUGGUGGAAGCAGGUUUUACAGAGGAAUGCAGCGACAUCUACAGCAAAUGGCGAAGGGAGUUUUUAAAACAGUGUCUGCAGGCACUUAGGUUGCAAUUUGAAACGCCCAACAAUGAGGACGUUGAGAAGUGGUUAAAAACGUGCAAGGCAGCUGGGAAAAUACUUUUUCCCAAUGAAAGGAGACUCUGUGAUUACCUCUUUUCCAGGUUCUCCGUCGCUGCUGCGGAUGUCUCCUUCGAAAAAGUUUGCAAGGAACUGACGAUUAAUGUAGUGAAUUUUGCCGAUACUACCAUAACAACUGGGACCUAUUUGCCGAAUCUUUUGUUCAACAUCGUCCCUAAAAUGUCGGAAUCAUUGGGCGAGCUGAUACAGGACUUCAUCUCACCGGCUUUGUUUGACAAAUUGUCGUUUGUAGAUGAUAUUGAAGAUGUUCGGCAAAGAUUGGCUACCGUAAACAGGGUGGGGAAUAUUAUUUACCAUACUACUGUGCAGGCACCUGUUACCGACGGAGGGCUUCAUCUGAUUACAAAGGAAGUAAUGAAACAUAUCCUUGGAUUUUGUGAUUUUAAGUUAGAGCCGGCUGCCCUAUCUUAUCGCGUCAGAAUUGCUUCCUUUUGGGUGGUGAUAGGAAAAAUGGUUGAGUUGUUAGAGAGCGAAUUGGAAGUCAAGUCUAAAGACUACUACGCUGACCCCGCAUUGGGCUUUGUUUUUAUGCUCAAUAAUCUUAACUACAUAGCCCAAAAGACGAAGUUUUUGAAAAUGGAUGAUGAUUGGUUUCGACGAAACAGGGCAAAGGUACAGCAAAAGCGCAACUUGUAUCUAAGAAGGUCGUGGAACAAGAUUGUGGAGUUUUUGAAGAUUGGGAAAAAUGAGUCGGCGGAAGCUGAUGUGGUAGCGGAGUUGAUGAAAGAAAAGCUGCAUUUGUUCAACCUGCAUUUUGAGGAGACAUGCACAACACAAUCUACAUGGACUGUCUCUGAUAUGCAACUGAAGCGACGAAUAAUAAAAUCCAUAGAAGAGUUUUUGUUGCCACAAUAUGGAAAGUUUUGUGACAGGUUUCGAGUUGUUUUUGGUAAUCAAGCUUAUCAUUAUAUUAAGUUUGGAUUUCUAGACAUUCAAAAUUGUCUCAACCAUUUGUUUCUUCUAGAUGAGGAGAUGAAUACGAAAGACAAGAAAAACAUAUGAAAUUUGUUUGUAAAAAUUUUGAAUACAAAAUUACACUAUCACAAGUGCAGUUUAUAAAA
Messenger RNA from Vigna unguiculata (cowpea), 2395 nucleotides. RefSeq names its product exocyst complex component EXO70B1-like. Gene Ontology annotation, biological process: exocytosis. Gene Ontology annotation, molecular function: phosphatidylinositol-4,5-bisphosphate binding. The record is from RefSeq and is a predicted model, not a curated record. Lineage: Eukaryota; Viridiplantae; Streptophyta; Magnoliopsida; Fabales; Fabaceae. Gene Ontology annotation, cellular component: exocyst.